UCGUUCUGCCUCAGAUUUUGUUCUCCGCUUUUUUUCUGUCGUCGUUUUCAGAUCCAGCAGUUCUCUCUCUUACUGGUAGAGAUUGAGAUGGGGGUUUGGUCAUAGUGAUGUCCCAUGAUGUUGUCGACUAUUGUUUGUUUGGUUGGAGCUUCAAAAAGAGACUUGUCGUUGGGCUUUUCAUUCGGGGUUUGGGCCAUUUGAGCUUAGGGUUGUUUUCCGCAGUUCACGACAAAUCAGAAUCGCAAAUCUCCCAGAGUUCUGAUUCUCAAUCUGUCUUCGUGCUGAAACUCAGAUGUCGGCGAUGCUUCGGAGAAUGGCUCCUGCUUCUACUUCAGGUUUUGUUCACUCUCAUCUCUCCUCUUGUCUCUGCCGUCGUCUUAGGUUCAGCAGUUCUGUCUCUUAUAGGGAGAGAUUGAGGUCUGGGUUUGGUAAUAGUAAUGUGAAAGAUGCUGUUGAUGUAUUCGACCAGAUGGUUCGAUCUCGUCCCCUCCCUUCCAUUGUUGAUUUCAGUAAAUUACUAAGUGCAGUUGCCAAGAUGAAACGGUAUGAUAUCGUGAUUUCUCUUUGCAAGAGGAUGGAAUUACACGGGGUUUCACAUGGCAACUACAGUCUGAAUAUUCUUAUCAACUGUUUCUGCCGCUCACGUCAAGUGGGUUUGGGAUUUUCUGUUUUGGGGAAGAUCAUGAAAAUUGGUUAUGAGCCAAACGUAAUCACAUUUAACACUCUCAUCAAUGGAUUAUGUAUAGAGGGUAAGCUUUCCACGGCAUUAAGCUUGGUCGAACGAAUGGUAAAGGAUGGAUACACUCCUGAUGUCGUGACAUGUACCACCAUUGUCAACGGACUUUGUCUCCAAGGUAGAAUCCACGAGGCCGUCGUUUUAGUUGAUCAGAUGCCAAAGAAAGGCCAUCAGCCCAAUGUAAUCACUUAUGGUGCUAUUUUAAAUGGCAUUUGCAAGUCAGGAGAUUCCGCUCUAGCUUUAAAUUUUCUCAUCAAGAUGGAGGAAAGGCAUGUUGAGGUCAACGUCGUAGUUUAUAAUACGAUUAUAGAUUGUCUUUGCAAAGGUGGACGUGUAGACGAUGCGAUUAACCUUUUCAAAAAGAUGGAUGAUCGAGGAGUUGAGCCAGAUGUUGUUACAUACAACACUUUGAUAAACAAUCUUGGUUGUUACGGUAGAUGGACUGAUGUCGCACGAUUAUUGAAUGAUAUGAUCAAAAGGAAUAUCACUCCUAAUGUUGUCACUUUCACCGGAUUAAUUGAUAAUUUUGUCAAAGAGGGGAAGUUUCUAGAAGCCAGAGAACUUUACGAGCAGAUGGUCCAGAGAGGUCUGGUUCCGGAUACUAUCACUUAUAAUUCGUUGAUUGAUGGACUCUGCAUGCAGAAUCGCCUUGAUGAGGCGAAAAAAAUGUUUGAUUCUAUGGCUAACAAGGGAAGUCCUCCAGAUGUAGUGACUUUUAACGCUCUCAUAAAUGGAUACUGCAAGUACGGCAGGGUUGACCAGGGUAUGAAACUCUUUAGUGAGAUGUUUCAAAGAGGAGUUGUUGUUGAUACAUGUAUUUAUAAUUCUCUCAUCCAAGGGUUUUUUCGAGCAGGCAAUCUUGAUGCUGCCCGAAAACUUUUCCUAGAGAUGCAUUGUCAGGGUCAAUAUCCUGACCUUGUAACUUUCAAUGUCCUGUUUGAUGGGCUAUGCAAGAAUGGAAAGCUAGAAGAGGCAUUGUGUUUAUACAACAAGAUGGAAAAGAGUGGGAUGGACCUCGAUAUAAUCGCACAUAAUAUAAUCAUUCAUGGCUUGUGUAUGGAUGAUAGGGUUGAGGACGCGUUGCGAUUGUUUAAUGGGCUUUUGGAUAGAGGGGUGGAACCAAAUGUGAAAACAUAUACUGCAAUGAUUUCGGGACUUUGUAGAAAAGGUUUACUGGAUGAAGCCGAAAAGCUAUUUAGAGAGAUGGAAGUGGCUGGUUGUCUGCCAGAUGAUCGCGCAUACAAUGCGUUGAUUCAGGGUCAUCUCAGGAAUGGAUAUACAUCUAAGGGUAUCGAGCUUGUACGUGAAAUGCGUAGCUGUGGGUUCUCUGCGGAUGCAUCGACCACAGAGAUUAUUGUAGAUAUGAUAUGCGAUGGAAGAUUGGAUAAGAAGUUUAUGGAUUCUCGUCCAUAGUUGUUUGGUCUUAGCAGUAGGAUCUUGGUCUGUGUAACGGCAUAUCAUUUGAACAACAGGAGCGAUGCCUGCAAGUGAAUUGGAGACUUACCAGGCGAUUGGAUCCUUCUUCUUGGUAAGGAACAAUUGCUAUAUGAUUGUUUUUGAAUUCUCUUUCAUAAUGGUUUCUGUAAUGAUCCCUCCUCUGUUUGGUAAGGAGAAAUCGCUGUUCUUCUUACUACUAAUGUUCUUAUAAAUUGUCAUUAAUAUUUCGGAUAUUUUUGAAUCGAUCGUCGUGUAAUCAUCCAAAC
Tarenaya hassleriana is the source of this 2439-nucleotide messenger RNA. Its product is annotated as pentatricopeptide repeat-containing protein At1g63330-like. The record is from RefSeq and is a predicted model, not a curated record. Gene Ontology annotation, molecular function: protein binding. Lineage: Eukaryota; Viridiplantae; Streptophyta; Magnoliopsida; Brassicales; Cleomaceae. The transcript has 2 exons. Bases 293 to 2149 code for a protein of 618 amino acids.